Penicillium crustosum is the source of this 1275-nucleotide messenger RNA. Its product is annotated as dipeptidase. Gene Ontology annotation, biological process: proteolysis. The transcript has 3 exons. The coding region runs from base 1 to 1275 and encodes 424 amino acids. Gene Ontology annotation, molecular function: metallodipeptidase activity. Lineage: Eukaryota; Fungi; Ascomycota; Eurotiomycetes; Eurotiales; Aspergillaceae. The record is from RefSeq and is a predicted model, not a curated record.
AUGAACUGCAUUGAACAACAUCGCGCAGUCGUCGGGCUGUCUGCCAUUACUUUGUUGGCUGCCUCGCUAUGGGCCAUCUAUCGCAUUCAAUCCGAGUCGGAGCUUCCAGAUAUUUCAGCCCGGAUUGACAAUAUUUUGAAAAAUACACCAUUGAUUGAUGGCCACAAUGAUUUGCCUUACCUCCUCCGGAUCGAACUUCAGAAUAAGAUCAAUAGCGACCGUUUCACAUUCCAGCAAGGACUCGCUAGUCACACUGAUCUCAAGCGGCUGCGACAAGGCCGGGUCGGAGGGCAGUUCUGGUCUGUGUUCAUGGAAUGCCCCGAUACGAAGCAUAUAGAUGACCCAAGUCACAUCGUACGCGAUACUCUUGAGCAAAUCGAUGUCGCUCGGCGGUUUAUCGAAGCAACACCCGAGCUGAGGUUUUGCUCCACGGCUGCUUCUGCCGUGGAAGCUUUCAAAGCAGGCAAAGUAGCAUCGAUGCUGGGUGCAGAAGGGUUACACCAAACCGGCUCCUCCAUCGCAGUUAUUCGCCAAUUGUGGGAUCUAGGAGUGCGCUAUAUCACAGUCACUCAUAACAGCGACAACGCCUAUGCGACUGCAGCUGCUACAGUGACCGCUCUAGGAACCGACGCCGAUGCGGGACUGUCCUCAUUCGGGGCGUUGGCUAUCCAUGAGAUGAACCGGCUUGGUAUGAUGGUCGACUUAUCCCAUACGUCACAUCGAACCAUGAGACAAGUCUUGGAUAUUGCUCGAUCGCCAGUGAUUUUCAGUCAUAGUACAUGCUAUGCCUUGGCCAGUAAUUAUCGAAAUACUCCGGACGAUGUCAUCAAGCGGUUAAAGACAAACGGCGGGGUUUUGAUGGUGAUGUUUGUGAAGAGAUUUUUGAACGCAACUCACCCAGAAAGUGCCGAUGUCGAGACCGUGGUCGAUCAUAUAAUGCACAUUGUCGGGUUAGCAGGCUGGGAUCAUGUUGGGAUCGGAGGUGAUUUUGAUGGGACAGUCACUCUGGCGAAUGGUAUUCACUCAGUGGCGGAUUACCCUAAAUUACUCGAGGCUGUGAUGCGAAGAGGAGCUACGGACAAGCAAAUCAAGAAACUGAUUGGCGAGAAUAUCCUUAGAGUCUGGAAUCGAAACGAGAAAAAUGCAGAGGAAUUUGCAAGUGAGAAACCAAUUGAAGAUGUCUGGGAAGGCCGUAGUUGGUCGAGAUGGAACAAUCCUUUGCCUAAUAUGAUCCCAGGGAACCCUGAUCGGAUACAGGCCCUUGACUAUCCAUAG